Molecule: messenger RNA, 6813 nt
Organism: Frankliniella occidentalis (western flower thrips)
Lineage: Eukaryota; Metazoa; Arthropoda; Insecta; Thysanoptera; Thripidae
Exons: 16
Coding region: 16-3720 (1234 amino acids)
Biological process (GO): signal transduction
Cellular component (GO): plasma membrane; nucleus
Molecular function (GO): guanyl-nucleotide exchange factor activity
Source: RefSeq, a predicted model, not a curated record
AACGAUUUCGAACCGAUGCGAUUACGAUGUCGUUUCGCUAUCUCACCGAGGACGUAUGUCCAGGCCGGCGGGCAGCUGACCCGUGAGGAGGCCCGCAAGAGGGCCGUCUACCAGCUCCUGUCCAAGGAGCAGAGCUACUCGCUGGCACUCCAGUUUGGCGUGAGCCGGUUCCUGGUACCGCUGUCGGAGCGGAGGGACCUCAUCCAGCCGGCCGAGCACCAGACGCUCUUCCAGAACAUCCAGGAGAUCCUCCGCAUCACCGAGGAGGUGCUCGAGCGCCUGAUCCAGGAGGACGGCGAGCCGCUCGUCAACUCGGUGGCGCAGGUCUACAUGGCCGUGUGCCCCCAGAUGACGGUCGCCUACCACCGCUACUGCUCCGGCCUCAAGGUGGCCGACGCGCUGCUCGUCAACAAGACGCGCAACCCCGAGUUCAUGCGCACGCUCAACGACCCCGCCGUGCCGCGGCGCCGCCCGGACCUCACCGCCUUCCUGCACAAGCCCCUCGAGCACUACCGGGAGAUCCUCAAGCUGCUCCAGACCAUCCACAACUUCACGAGGCACUCGGACGACGACUACCCGCUGCUCACCAAAGCGGUGCACGAGUUCCAGGCCGCGUACCGGGGCCUCACCACCUCGUCGGGCAUCAUGGAGCCCGAGGGCGAGGGCAGGCCGCUGCUCACCCUGCAGGACGUCGAGAGCAGGCUCGUGUUCACCAAGUGCAAGCCCUUUGCGCUGACGGCGCCAGGCCGGCGGUGGAUCUUCGGCGGCGACCUGGUGCGCAUCGAGGGCCGGUCCGAACGCCGCUACUGGGCGCUGCUCUUCACCGACCUGCUGCUCUUCGCACAGGUGUCCCGCGACCGGGUGCUCUUCAUCUCCGAGGAGCCACUGCGCCUCAUCACCAUCACCCAGGCCGCCUUCAGCAUCAAGCGGAGAGCGACCGAGUUCCGCCUCAUGGUGGACGGCUCCACGUCACCGUCCCCGACCGGCCUCGGGGAGACCACCAAGAAGACCAAGAAGGGCGACCGUCGGCGCACCAUCGUGCUGCGGGCGGCCAGCGCUGAGCACAAGGCCGUCUGGCAGAACCUCAUCCAGAGGCAGAUCAUCUACCUCAACACGGCCCGCGGCGGCACCCCGGCGGGCAGCCCGCUCGACUCGCCCGACCCGCCCAGCCUGUCGCUGACCACCGCCGACUCGCUCCGGGAUGGGCUGGUGCGCCGGCCUCCGCAGGCGGCGCCGGACGACCACUCGGCCGUGGAGGAGCUGAUCGAGCACCGCUGCCGCCAGCUCAGCCGCUCGGCUGGCUCCAAAGGCUCGGCGCUGCACUUGGCGCGCUGGAUGCGCGGCCAGCUGGGCGUGCUGGAGCAGGGCGGUGAGGACCAGCCCGAGCCCACCGAGCUGUGGAGCGUCGACACCCUCAACCGGCGGUCCGAGGAGCUGCGCCUCACCGCCAGCGCCGUCAUCCCGCUCCGGGGCGGCAGCCGGGCGAGCCGCGUCGAGGACCUCGAGCUCUCCGAGGACAGCCUGGGCCGCAGCCGCAGCAGGAGCACCACCGACAGCCAGCUCACCAUCCGCUCCGGGACGUCCGGGGAGAAGGUUCCGGUCUGCCGGAAGUGCCACAAGACGUGCAUGGCCACGCGGCCGAGCAACAACCCCUGGGCGCCGGCGCCCGCCUGCUCCUCGUCGUCGCGGGAGACGCCGCCGCCGACCUGCCCCUCGCCGUCGAACGCGUCCACGCGGCCGUCCACUAUCAGCCCGGCGCCGCCGGCGGCGUCGACGUCGACGUGGUCCUCCUACCGGAAGUACGAGCCGCCGCACCUGCGGGGGGACAUGUACUACCGCAAGGAGGUGCCGCGGUUCAGGGACCAAAUCAAGGAAGAGGCAGAGGAGGACCACCUCCGCGAGGAGGAGCAGCGCCAGCAGCAGCAGCAGCAGCAGCCCGACCAGGGCUGGGGCCCGUGGAUGCUCAUGGCGGGCAUGUCCAUGCUCGGGGGCGCCAUCUCGGGCGACCCCUUCGCGCCCGCCCCCGUGCCGCCGCCGAGGGACACCUCGAGCGGCUUCACCGCCCCGCCACAGAUAACCGUGCUGCCGGCCACCCCGGGCGUGUCGCGGGCGCCGGGGAUGACCGAGGAGGAGGAGGACGCCAUGUGGGACGAGAUGAUCGAGGCCGAGCUCCAGAACAGCCCCAUGAUACGGCGGAGGAAGCUCGAGCAAAUACAGCAGCAGCAGCAACAGCAGCAGCGGCGCGUGGGUACGGCCGGCAGCGGCGCGGGGUCGCAGGACACGCUCGACGACUCGUCCUCGGACGUGGGCGAGCCGCCGUACCGCUCGCUGUCCUCGUCCUGCGAGCUGCACCGCUACGGCACCCUGGCCUCGCUGCCCGACGGGCUCGCCGCCGAGGAGGAGCUCAACGGCUGCGAGCAGGAGGACGACCAGGACGCCGCCGAGGAGGACCGGGUGUCAGGCCCCGCGACGGCCACGGCUCCGGGUGUUCCCGGCCUCGACGGCGGCCUCGACGUUGGCCUCGACGGCGGCCUCCCCGGGACGCUGCCCCCCGGGGCCGGCGGCGGCAUGGCCUCCUCGCUGCGCGGCUGGACGGCGCGCGCGGGCGUGUUCGUGGCCGAGAAGAUGGCCAUCCUGGAGAGGCUCGGCGACGACUCGCUCGCGGCCGCCCUGCUCGACCGCUACCUGAGGCCGUCGCAGCCGCUCGGCCAGCCGCAGGGCGGCGAGGACUCGGGCACCACCUCCGGGGGCACGUCGGGCGAGGAGGCCUGGGGGACGCCCACCUCCGGGGGCGACAUCGACGACGACCUCGGAUCGCCGUUCGGGCAGGAAUUUCGAUCGUUCCCGAGCUCGCCGCCCGACUCCACGUCCUCCGUGCUCACCGCCGAGGAGGAGGCGGAGCAGCUCAUCAUGGAGGAGCUGCUCACCUCGGCCGCGCUGGCGCACCGCCUGUUCCCCAGCUCGUCGGCGGCGGCCCGGCGCCGGCUCGAGCCGCUCGUCGAGGAGGACGAGAGCGUCCCGCCGGCCGACACGCCCUCGCCGUCGGAGGUGACCGACGAGAGCUCCAGCUCGGACAGCGACGAGCUCGCGUCCGUCCUCUCCGAGGCGCCCUCGCACCUCGGCUCGGGCCGGCCGGGUUGCGAGCGUCACAGAGUCGUAGAGUCCCUGCGAAAGCAACAACAGCAACAGCUCAAAGACGAUCGGCCGACACAACAGCAAACACCCAGCAGCGGCUUUUUCACGCGGCUCCGCCUCAGGCGCCUUCAGGCCCGCCAGGACGUGCCGAAGGACACCCCGAAAAGAGGCAAGAUCUUGUCGUUCCUGAGCCGAGGGGGCAAGUCUGACGGCGCGGGCGCCGCCACGGCGAGCGCCCCCGCGGCCAGCGCGACGACGACGGCGUCCUCGGCCUCCGCGGAGCUGUCCACCAUGACUGUGACGACGCCGUCUAUCACGGCUCCCCUGGCGAGCGCGCCGCCGUGCGCGCCGCACCCUGGCCCGCACCCCGCCGCCGUCAAGCCGUCCACCAGGCUGUCCAGGCUGCUCAGCAGGGACGCCGUCAACGACGUGCCCGCCGCCCUACCGCGGCAGAUGGCCGUCGGUCCCGACGACGCGCCCGCCUCUCCACACCCGAAGCAGCAGGCGGACCGCCGCUUCUGGAAGAGCCUGGGGCGGCGGCGGGCGGGCGCGCCGCAGACCACCGGCGUGGGCGCGUCCUUGUAGCGGCCGCUACACGUCGACUGCGUGGACAGCGAGAGCUUCAGUGAGAGCUUCAGCGACAGCCCCUCGAUGCGCCGGCCGCUGAGGACGCGCGAGGAGACCUCCAGCCGGGCGCGGCCCCUCUCCGCGGACUACACCAGCAUGGUGGUGACCACGCCGCCCACGCGGAGCCGGUCCGAGCCCGAGUUUGACGUCUGCCUCGCGACCACCUCGACCGCGACCCCAGCCCCGGCCCCGGCCCCGACCGAGUCCUCCUUCAGCCUCGGCCUCGCCCGCUGCCUCGGCGUUUUCCAGCGCCAGGCCUCGGACCCUCAGCCAUCCGCGUCCGCGGCGAAGCCCAGCCUCUGGCGUCAGGCCUCGGACCCGGCGCCGUCCUCGACGGCCGAGGUCAGCAGGCAGCCCCAGCGCCAGGCCUCGGUCCCGGAGCCCACCCCCGUGACCAGCAACGGCAGGAGGGCGGCCGACGCCGUGCCGACGCCACCGAUACGACGCCAGGUCUCGGACCCCGUCGUGCCGACGUGCGUCGCGACGCCCCCGAUCCGGAGGCAGGCCUCGGACCCCGUGCCGAAGCCGACGCCGACGCCCAGCCCGGUAUCCAUCCUCCGGCCGCCGGGGACGAGCACGCCAAGGCGUCACGUGGCCGAGCAGACUCGGGUCACCAUCUCGGUGCCCGUGGAGACGCACGCGCCGCCGAGGUCGCCGCAGAGGCCUAGCCUGACGAGGUCCUUCAAGGAGGAGCUGCGCACUAGCUCGCUGUGACCAACCAUCUCCACGACGAGUAGCCUUCAGUCGACGUGUCCCCGCCGCCAGACGAGUCGCACAGCACCCGCUAACUUGGCCAAACCCAGAACCAAAUGACUGUCUUAGCGAUGUCGAAACGAUGUCGCAACGAUGUCGUUCUGACACCAGUCAUUUCUCGCUGGGAAGUCCCACCCGCGGUCAGGAACCUGGAACUUUUUGAAGUCCGAAAUAACGUUCCACACGGGUGGGCCGAGGUGCCCGUUAGAGAGACGGUCUCUCUAUCGAACGUGCGCCGCCGUCAUCUUCGCUACUCACUAGUCUAGAGAGUUUUCAAGUGAUUUCUGUGUUAACUAGAAUGUGCGAGUGUUAGUCCGUCCUUUCCGCUUGGGUCUACCUCCUCGCCUUUCAGACGACGAACCUGUGCAGUUCGUGAAAUUGCACUUUUUGUAGUUAAACUGAAGCGAAUUGUAAAAUGUGAGACUUUUUUGUCAGUUGUUCUAGAUUUUUGAGAGAUUUCGACUAUUUUCUUCUAGAGCGGGUAAGCCGUUCUCUCUUUACCAUUUUUAAGCUUUAUUCUGUAAAUUUAACUCUUGGAUGAUCUGACUGUAGGCGAGUUUUCAUCAUCACAAAACUGGAGUAUUGCGGAGAGACGCAAAGCUAUUGCACUGUCCUGUUCUUCCAUUUUUGAUGCCUUUUAGGCGCUCGAUGUGGUUUUGUUUGUAACGUUUUUUCAAUGUUGUGACCCGUAGAGCUAUUAUUCUAAUUACUAAUUAUAAUAUGCAGCUCACUCGGGAUAUCUAUCUAUCUUUGUUUCAUUCCAUCAGCUACUCUCGGCCCAUCCUGGAAAAUAGACUACUUCGAUUUUUCGCCCGAUGUCACUUUGGAUGCUCGACGAAUUACAGAGGAUAGAAAUGUUGGGCCAGUGACCAGAGUGUCUAUUUCCCAAGCUGGCGGCCAUGCCAAAAAGCUGAGAUUCAGGGAUUCUCUGUUUUCUUUUCUCGAGAAGAUAUCAUUUUUACUAAUGUCGUUACCGUUUUCCUUAGUAAUUACGUCAUACCAUGCGCUGCAGAGCGGCGCUCGCAAUACAUGUUCUUCAAUGUUUGAAUCUGAGGUGGUUCGUGGCUCAGACAAGACUGGCCGGAUGUCCCAAGCAAUACUUUUAGGUGUUCGUCAUGCCCAGGUCGUUUGUUUCUUUAUGUAAAGCUAAUUCUUCCAAUUAUAAAAUUCUCGAAAAACUAUUCGCCAUUGUUUGGCCGUCUCAUCUUUGUUUAAUCUUAACAUAGUGUCGGAAGAACUCGCUUUCAGCUGUUGAAAGGUGUCAAUGUAAAGCUUGGCUCCACAUGGGGACACUGACGUUAUGGAGUUUGACGUGGAGUCACUGUCGGAUAAUUCACGAUUUUCUUGCGAUAUUAUAAUUAUUACUAUUCAUACUAUUACUAAUUGUUGUCGCGGACAUCCACGCAUGUACUCGCGUAAGUGGACCAAACAAGAUCAUUCCCACUACAUACACACUUUUCCUUUUCAAGUUUGGUCUGUUGUAUAGCCAUGGAAAAAACGUGUAGCCGAAGUGAAAGUGUAGCAAGUAGUGGCCAAUAUCUGCUAUACCUUAAGUUUACUUUAUGUAAAGCAAAUUGGCACUGCUACACUUUUGGAUACAUUUUUCCCGAGAUUUUUCCCCAUGUGGAUACCCUACUUGGAGAUAUUCCGACAGACGUCUUCUUUUUUUUUGCAUACGUUCGUAAAACGCCGUGAUACAAGGAUAAUGAAAAGUGUCCGACUAAAAAAACGGGCCCCUUCGACCGUCUAUCUUUUUGAAUGGCUCUAGUUAAUGGUUCUCGCGGAGCGUGAGCGACUUUGUCAAUUAAUACUUUAAAAUGUAUGUCACGACUAAGUAGUAGUUUUAGAGGUUUCGGCGUUCGACGGCAGAAAGACACCUUUCAGCACUGGCUCAUAAUAGACAACCACCAUUUUGCUCAACCUUUUUUCCCCCCUCUCGUCCUCUGAAGGGAUGUACGGAACCACCGCCGUCUUACUUCCCCCGAGGAUAUUUGAACGACCUGAGCACGAAGUUUUUGAAUGAUCGAUGUAAAGUUGGGCCAGGGAACGUUUGGUCCAGGGGCUUAUCCUUUUGAAAAAACGGGAUAUUGAAACGGUAUUGAAAGGAUGUCGAAACGGGAAAACCGAGACGCAAUCGCCGUACCGUUCUGACAUUGUUUCGAAAAUCACUGAUCAAACGUUGUCUGACGCGACUACACAAUAUUUCACUCUGGUAAGUGGUUUUCGCAGCCUCGCACCGUGUAGUGUUCUCCCUGUGAUGGCGACUGUUUAUGAUAAUUAUAGAAAAAUGUUACGAAA